Helobdella robusta is the source of this 1521-nucleotide messenger RNA. RefSeq lists its product as hypothetical. Bases 102 to 1184 code for a protein of 360 amino acids. The transcript has 7 exons. The record is from RefSeq and is a predicted model, not a curated record. NCBI's taxonomy places the organism in Eukaryota, Metazoa, Annelida, Clitellata, Rhynchobdellida, Glossiphoniidae.
CCCUUAAAAAUUGAUGGUCCAUCUCGUUGGUGCGAUUGAACUUCUUCUGAAUAAUAUUAUCAGUUUUGCGUAUGAUGGUUUGAAUUACCGAAACUUCAUUAAUGGCUACUGGCGGAAAAGAUGAUAAUGAUAAAUUUAGUGGGGACGAGAAAGAUAAAUCCCAUCAAAAUGGCGACGAUGAUAACAUUGCUAAAAAUUUAAACAAUGAAGCUGAUGGCUCAGAAGAAAAUAAAAAAUCUACAAAUCGAGAUGAGAACCCUUUCAGUUUUAAGAAAUUUUUAAAAGCAGCUGACAGCAACCACCAGGUGAAUGGUUUUCGAGCCACUCCAAAUAGAAUAACGAAUUUAGAUCUGGCAUACGACCUUCCUGAUUUUGUGCAAGGUCGCUACAACAACUCUGAAUGUGAUAACAGGCCAACAGCGAGCACCAUUGACGGCAAUCUGCCUGAUUUUGCUCUUCAUGAUGCAAACAAAUCUCUUGGUGCUCGGCCGAAGAUUUACAACAGAGUACUGCCGAUGUUUAGCACGCCAACAAACAACAAUGCCAUCAACAACAACAAUGACGACGACGACAACAUACUUGGUGCACAGAACCACGAAGAUUCUCAACCAUCCACCCAUCCAUCCAAUGCAACUGAUAACUGCUCCAACAGUCUGCCAGAUUUCUUAUCUGACAGCGGCAUAGGACCAACAUGCAUUCGAGAACCAUCCAACAAUCAUUCUGAUGUUUUUACCUCUUUGAAGUCCCACAAUGCAGAACUUUUAAAACGUAUUGAUGAUCUGUCACACGCAUUGGAUUCUGAAAGAGAUAGGAACCACAGACUAACACAGAGGUUGAACCGAAUGAAGGAAGCAGAUGCAUUGGCAGGUGCAGAGAAAACAGUCCGGCAGCCAUCUGAAGGGAAUAAGAUGGAUGAAAAGAGUAACGAGCCAUUGCUGAAUCAGAUGAAAGUUUUACAGGACCAAAUAGAAGCAUUGCAGACACAGCAGAGGUCAUGCACGUGCAGCAACAACUCUCGACAACAUUUGGCACAGGCUGCUCAGAGGGUGGUCGGCUCUGCUGAACAGGUUCAACUGCAUUUGAGACAACUGAUGGCGAGUGUGGAUGAGUUGAGAUUGGCGUCGGAAGUUGUGGCUUCAUGUUCUACCUCACUGCCACCACCCCAGCCUCCAACGCAACAAUAACAUCGGGUCUCGGAGGUCUAGUCACGGAGCAAUAUAAUAAAUUCAUUAGAUUCAUUGGCGUUUCGAUGAAAAAACAUAUUUACAUCAUUCAUAGGUUAAUAAUAAAUAGAUAAUGCUAAAUGGCUGUUAAAAUGUUAGAGGAUCAGCGCUAUUUUUGGUUUAGUGAUGCUAAUUGUACAAUCAUGUAAACUCAUCUGCUUGAGGUUUUUGUUAAUAGCGAUGUUAUUUUAAACUGUUACAAUUUAUGAAAUUUUAGAUAAAAAUUUUCUGUAUAAAUAUGCUUCUUAAUCAUUUGUGUACAUUACAUUUAAUAAAAUCUUUAAUUUGAAUUUCGUGA